AUGUGUAUCAUCAUUCAAACAUGGCUGGAUGUGUUGAGGUUUGCCCUGAGUUUGCAUUUAAUUAUACUCACUCGACUCGCAAUUUGGGCUUUAUCGGCAUUAACUCUACCGGCACGGGCUUUCACGGCCCUCUACAGAGAGAGGCUGCUGGAGAUGCAAGUCUAUAGACUGAAAAACGAGUUAGAAAGCUUUAUCUUGGAUAGGAAAGAAGCAGAGGAAAAACUUCGUUUAGCUAUCGAAGAACUUAAAUCGAUGGAGAUGUUACUAAUGGAGCUCGAAGAAGAACACGACCAAGCCAUCAUGAAAAUCGAAACGCUAGAAAGAGAGGUCCAUGACUUGAAAGAUCACACGGUGGCCGAUAGUUUCAUUAAAUCACCUUCAAAAUCCGACAACUACGAAAAAAUCGCAAUGACCGUAAAAAACGGGUCAAAUGUUUAUGGUGCUCAAAGUCAAAGGAAAGUUGCUCUGUAUCGAAGCCUAUUUAGUACGGUAUUAUCUCUUACGGUUGGUUUUGUAAUGUGGGAAGGAGAGAAUACUUGCAUGCCUUUAGUUUUGGCGCUUUUUAUGGUGGUUAUAAUUUCGUUGAUGAGUGUUGCUCGGUUAUUUGGGUCGGUCGAGAAUAAACCGGGUUCGGAUGCUAUUGCUCUAUUGAGCCUCAACUGGUUUGUGCUCGGGACAAUAUCAUGUCCUAUUUUGCCGAGGAUCGCUCGUUUUUUGGCGCCCUUAACGUUGACUUUGGUAAAGAAUGUGCUUAGAUGGGUUGGUCUAUGA
Messenger RNA from Striga hermonthica, 771 nucleotides. The record is from the annotation of a GenBank genome assembly. Lineage: Eukaryota; Viridiplantae; Streptophyta; Magnoliopsida; Lamiales; Orobanchaceae.